This is a messenger RNA of Anopheles nili, 780 nucleotides long. RefSeq lists its product as uncharacterized. Lineage: Eukaryota; Metazoa; Arthropoda; Insecta; Diptera; Culicidae. Bases 1 to 780 code for a protein of 259 amino acids. The transcript has 2 exons. The record is from RefSeq and is a predicted model, not a curated record.
AUGUCAUCAGAUUCGGAAUCUGGCCCGGUGCCGAAUAACUCCAAACUUUACUCACCGCCUAGUAUGGCCAAAGAAAGGAAUCGCUUCCGUCCCGUGUUCGUCAUAUUCAUGUACAGUGCGCAUUUUUUCCUAGCAACCGCGAUCGUCAUUGCCGGUAUCAUCGCUUCAUCGCUUUCGUGGCCACAUCCUGAGGAUGAUGCAUCUUCGCUGUAUUUCAUCAUUAUUUAUCUACGCAUCGGAUACUGGCUGGUAACCUACGUGAUGCACGAACGGAGCAAAAAGGAGUUCGGACGUCUGGUCGAGCCGGACUUUGACCAUUACCGUUCGCUAGCCGUGUACCGCAAGGCUCCACUACAAAUCGCCACCCUGUGGAACGUAAUUCUGAUCACGGUGCAGAAUCAAGUGCGAUAUCUCUUCCCGCACAGCAAUCGAAACGUGCCCGAUAGUGCCGGUGCCGGUGUUAGCGAAAGACCACCCUCGGAAGGAGCACUGAAUCCGGCCAUCACACCACAGGUGUUCGUGAUCGUCGUGUGUGCCCUGGAACUGCUGGUUUUAGCGUGUUUCUACGUGCCGUUUGUACGGGUGCUGAUCGACAUGAAAAAAUCCGAGGGUCACGAUAAAGUAACUGACCUGCGCUACCGCCGCAUGACGGACACGGAGCUCCAGGAACAACCGAUCGAGUGGCAACUGGAGCGGCAGGCUAUCCUGAUCAAGCGGUUACGCGUGGCAAACGAUAAAUUGCAGCAGGAAGCAAAAUCGCUCGGAUUAGAUCGGUGUUAA